Macaca mulatta (Rhesus monkey) is the source of this 3701-nucleotide messenger RNA. Lineage: Eukaryota; Metazoa; Chordata; Mammalia; Primates; Cercopithecidae. The record is from RefSeq and is a predicted model, not a curated record.
GCCGCACCGGAUGUGGGGCGUGGCCUUCCCCAAGAGAGUUUCCUAAAGCGAGAAAACCAAGCCGGCGCCUCUUGCAAUGGAGACGGUCAUUUCUUCAGAUAGCUCCCCAGCUCUGGAAAAUGAGCAUCCUCAAGUUUCCAGAGCGCUGGCAGAAAAGACUUCACCCUCCAAGCAUGAAAUUGAAUAAUCCUUCUCUCCAGAAUCCUCUUGAAGGGAAGUUCUAAAAUAUUUAAGUAUUGAAUGUUUCCUACCCAAAUGAUUCGCAGUCAGUAAGGCUCACUUACACACUUAGAGCUUCCACUCAGCUUUAAAGCCUCCACUCUUAAGUUAUGGUUUAAGUUUUCCUUUAAACCAGGGAUUACCAAACAUCUAAAGAAAGGAUCUGUGAAAAAUGAUCCAAACUGCCCCCGACCCCACCCUGGAAUGUACCUUUGUUUUACUCUGAAGGCUGUAUCUCCCUGGUAAAAAAUAAAUAAAAAUGAAAAAGCAAACUGCCCCUCCCGAAUUCAUGUACACACGGAAGAAACAAACAUGAAAAAAGCAACUGGAAGGAAAAGGGGAGAAGAAAACUUUAAUAAUAUUAAUAUAACCUUAGGUAAAGGAACAUAUUUCUCAAUACCUGUGAAAGUAGUAUAUCUUUAAAGAAAACAACAGCCGGGCAUGGUGGCUCACGCUUGUAAUCCCAGCACUUUGGGAGGCCGAGGCAGGCAGAUCACCUGAGGUCAGGAGUUCGAGACCAGCCUGACCAAUAUGAUGAAACCCUGUCUGUACUAAAAAUACAAAAAUUAGCUGGGCAUGGUGGUGUGCACCUGUAAUCCCAGCUACUCGGGAGGCUGAGACAGGAGAAUCGCUUGAACCCAGGAGUUGGAGGUUGCAGUGAGCUGAGACUGCACCAUUGCAUUCCAGCCUGGGCAACAAGAGCAAAACUCUGUCUCAAGAAAACAAAAGCAACAACAAAAAACCAUAUUUCCACCAUGAAACAAGUAUAGGAUACAAUUUUUUAUAGAAGGAAUUUUCAGAAAAGAAAAAGGAACUCUUGGAAAUUAAAAAUAUAAUAGCAAAAAUUUAAACACAGCUGGAGGUUUCAAAAGUCAACAUGAGGAAAUUUCCCAGAAAGGAGAGUUAAAAAUCAACAAAGUAGAAAAUAGGAGAGAAGGUGCAGUGGCUCAUACCUAUAAUCCCAGCACGUUGGGAGACCGAGGCGGGAGACCAGGAGUUCGAGACCAGCUCAGCAACACAGCAAGACCCUGUCUCAACAAAAAAAAAAAAAAAUUAGCCAGGCACAGUGGCAUGCACUUGUAGUCCCAGCUACUCAGGAGGCUGAGACAGGAAAAUUGCUUGAGCCCAGAAGGUCAAGGCUGCAGUGAGCCAUGAUCUCGCCAUUGCACUCCAACCUGGGUGACAGAAUGAAAGCCUGUCUCUUAAAAAAAAAAAAAAAAAAAAAGGAAAUAUUUCAACAACCCACAAAACAAACAAACAUUAAAGGAUCAGUCUAGGAGGUCCAGUUUCUAAAUAGGAGUCAUAGAAAGAGAAAAAUGGCAACACAGAGGGAAGGAAAUAAUUGAGGAACUAAUUCAAGAACAUUUAUUGGAACUUGAGGACAUUAGUUUUCAUAUUGAAAGGGCCCAUCAAAUAUUCAGCACAAUGGAUGAAAGUGACCCACCCAAAGCACAGUCAUCCUGAGAUUUCAGAACACUGGAAACAGAGAAGAUCCUAUGAGUUUUCAGAGAGAAAAAGAAGUCACAUACAAAAAGUCAGAAUUGCCUCUCAACAACACCAGCAGCUAGCAGGCAGCGGAGGAAUGCCUUCAACAUUCUGCAGGAAAAUACAUUCCAAGCUUUCCUGCAGAUUCUCUAUUCAGUCGAAUUAUAAAUCCAAGGAUGAGGGUAGAAUAAAGAUAUCUACAGGCUGCAAGGUCUCAAAAACAUGUACCUUCCAUGCACCCUUUCUCAGGAAGGUACUGGAAGAUGUGUUCCACCAAAAUAAGGGAGUAAUCAAAAAAUAUGAAAAUGCGAUAUAGGAUACAGGAGCACCAGUGGAGGAGAGACGUGAAAGGGGUACCCAGGAUGGUGAUGAAGAAAGAUCCCAGGAUGACAGCAGUGCACACCAGUUAAACCAGCCCAGAUUUGAGCAGAGACCCCAGAAUCCAACAAUAGCGUGUAUACUUCCUUCAUGAAGUCUCAUCGCUGCUAUGACCUGAUUCCCACAAGCUCCAAAUUGGUUGUAUUUGAUACGUCCCUGCAGGUGAAGAAAGCUUUUUUUGCUUUGGUGACUAACGGUGUACGAGCUGCCCCUUUAUGGGAUAGUAAGAAGCAAAGUUUUGUGGGCAUGCUGACCAUCACUGAUUUCAUCAAUAUCCUGCACCGCUACUAUAAAUCAGCCUUGGUACAGAUCUAUGAGCUAGAAGAACACAAGAUAGAAACUUGGAGAGAGGUGUACCUCCAGGAUUCCUUUAAACCGCUUGUCUGCAUUUCUCCUAAUGCCAGCUUGUUUGAUGCUGUCUCUUCAUUAAUUCGGAACAAGAUCCACAGGCUGCCAGUUAUUGACCCAGAAUCAGGCAAUACUUUGUAUAUCCUCACCCACAAGCGCAUUCUGAAGUUCCUCAAAUUGUUUAUCACUGAGUUCCCCAAGCCAGAGUUCAUGUCCAAGUCUCUGGAAGAGCUGCAGAUUGGCACCUAUGCCAAUAUUGCUAUGGUUCGCACUACCACCCCCGUCUAUGUGGCUCUGGGGAUUUUUGUACAGCAUCGAGUCUCAGCCUUGCCAGUGGUGGACGAGAAGGGGCGUGUGGUGGACAUCUACUCCAAGUUUGAUGUUAUCAAUCUGGCAGCAGAAAAGACUUACAACAACCUAGAUGUAUCUGUGACUAAAGCCCUGCAACAUCGAUCACAUUACUUUGAGGGUGUUCUCAAGUGCUACCUGCAUGAGACUCUGGAGACCAUCAUCAACAGGCUAGUGGAAGCAGAGGUUCACCGACUUGUAGUGGUGGAUGAAAAUGAUGUGGUCAAGGGAAUUGUAUCACUGUCUGACAUCCUGCAGGCCCUGGUGCUCACAGGUGGAGAGAAGAAGCCCUGAGCUGGGGGAAGGGGUCAGGCAGCACCAGGGGAUAUGCCCAACUCACUGCCUGCUGGAAGCUCUGUGGGAAUCAGAUGAAACUUGGGGGAAUUGUGACUCUGUUCCCUGCUCAGGGCCCCCUGCCCUUCUAUCUGGGAGCUAGGGAAGGUAUAGGGGGAGGAAGGAGAAUGGAUUUAUAGCUACCCUUACCCUCACACAUACACUUGAAAAAAACUUUCAGCCUAGCCAAUUCUAGCCCCUGUCUUCUUAGACAUAGCCCCCUUUCUGGGUGAACUAUAGGCUCUGUGCCUCUCAGACAAAUCCUGAUCUCUAAGAGAUCCCCAGACCUCACUUGCCUCUGCCUCCAUCUCAGCCCUGAUUCAACCCUAAGAUAACAGCACAACAAAAUUCUUCAUAAAGAUAUUUUUAUUCACCUGUUCCAUGCUAUAUGGAGGAGGCUAAGUCCAUUUAGUGACAUUUCUUCCCAUAAUGUGAGUGGGGAGGAUUGUGGGGAGGAGGGGCUUUGGGUUCCUGUGUUUGUGCAUAUGAAGGGAGAUGGGGGUUAGGUGGAGGAGGAGGGCAGCGUGAUUAGCUAAGGUUAUUGCUUUUUGUGGCAAAUCUAAUUAAAUGACAGCUAUCUCUUCAUGGUA